AUGUACGUGCUCUGGGGGCCCAUCACCGAGCGGAAACGGCGACGGAGAGGGCUUGUGCCUGGCCUUCUGAACUUGGGGAACACUUGUUUCAUGAACUCCUUGCUGCAAGGUUUAUCUUCCUGCCCAUCUUUCAUCAAGUGGCUGGAGGAAUUUACAGCACAAUACAAGACAGAGCAGAACCAGCCCCCUGAGUGUCGACACUUGUCAGUCACUUUGCUGCAGCUCCUAAAAGCUUUGUCCUGCCAGGAGGUGACAGAGGAUGAUGUCCUGGAUGCAAGCUGCCUGUUGGAAGUUCUAAGGAUGUACAGGUGGCAGAUCUCCUCGUUUGAAGAGCAGGAUGCUCAUGAACUGUUUCAUGUCCUUACCUCUUCACUAGAGGACGAGCGGGACCGUCAGCCACGGGUGACGCAUCUGUUCGACGUGCAUGCACUGGAGCAGCCAGAAAUAACCCAGAAGCAAAUAAGCUGCAGAACAAGAGGAUCUCUUCCCCCUAUGUCAGAGCACUGGAAAUCACAGCAUCCUUUCCAUGGAAGGCUGACCAGCAACAUGGUUUGCAAACACUGUGAACACCAGAGUCCUGUGAGGUACGACACCUUCGACAGCCUCUCACUGAGUCCUCCUGCUGACACAGGUCAUCCUAUGACACUGGACCACUGCCUCCAUCAUUUCAUCUCCUCUGAAUCUGUGAAGGAUGUUGUGUGUGACAACUGCACUAAAAUUCAGGCAGAAGGGACUCUGAAUGGACAGAGCAUAGAAAACCAGAGGACAACAUUUGCCAAGCAAUUAAAGUUAGGAAAGCUCCCUCAGUGUUUGUGUAUCCACCUGCAAAGACUGAGCUGGUCAAACCAAGGCACUCCUCUGAAGAGGCAUGAACACGUGCAGUUCAACGAGUUCCUCAUCAUGGACAUCUACAAAUAUCACAUUCCAGUUCAGAAAUCCUGCCAGAACGAGCUGAACCAGAAGAAUUCUGAAGAGACAGCACCUGGAACAAAGGAUGGGAUAGCAGUAAAACCUUCAGACACAGAACAGCCCUCUGGCACUAAACCAUUCUUUGUGAAUGGUGCCUGCUCCUCUUCCUUCUUCAUGACCUCAGGAGCUUUUCCUCUUGCUGCAUUCCCUGAGUGUGGCUCCCCCCUCUACCUGUACCGCCUGAUGGCCGUGGUGGUGCACCACGGGGACAUGCACUCGGGGCACUUCAUCACCUACCGCCGGUGCCCGGGGCCGGCCCGGGGCCCUCUGUGUGCCAGCAGCCAGUGGCUGUGGGUGUCUGACGAUGCCGUGCGCAGGGCCAGCCUGCAGGAGGUCCUCUCUGCCAGCGCCUACCUGCUCUUCUACGAGCGGGUCCCCUCCAGGGCACAGCCCCGCAGCCGGCAGGGCAGGGCCGAGGAGUGA
Messenger RNA from Merops nubicus (carmine bee-eater), 1392 nucleotides. It is a transcript of the gene USP30, whose product is annotated as ubiquitin specific peptidase 30. Gene Ontology annotation, molecular function: cysteine-type deubiquitinase activity; cysteine-type endopeptidase activity. Gene Ontology annotation, biological process: protein deubiquitination. The record is from RefSeq and is a predicted model, not a curated record. Gene Ontology annotation, cellular component: cytosol; nucleus. The coding region runs from base 1 to 1392 and encodes 463 amino acids. The transcript is spliced from 13 exons. Lineage: Eukaryota; Metazoa; Chordata; Aves; Coraciiformes; Meropidae.